Molecule: messenger RNA, 2906 nt
Organism: Myotis brandtii (Brandt's bat)
Lineage: Eukaryota; Metazoa; Chordata; Mammalia; Chiroptera; Vespertilionidae
Gene: FPGS
Product: folylpolyglutamate synthase
Exons: 15
Coding region: 667-2430 (587 amino acids)
Biological process (GO): tetrahydrofolylpolyglutamate biosynthetic process
Cellular component (GO): cytoplasm; cytosol; mitochondrion
Molecular function (GO): tetrahydrofolylpolyglutamate synthase activity; ATP binding
Source: RefSeq, a predicted model, not a curated record
GUUAUUCAUCCCAGUCUGUGGAGGGAGGUGUGUGUCCAGAACAUUACCCUGAAGCACAGUAGUGUCUGGCACUUGUGAAUCUCAAGUGUCAACAGGAAAGGACUUACUAGCAGCUGUGUUUGGACGGCCCUCGGGCCCUCAGUGUCACCCUGCAGGCUGGGAAACGGGUCUGUGUCCUGGCUUCUUAACCAAAUGAUUUGGAGAACCACAGCCGCUCCCCCCAGCAGGCUUAGACUCACCCCUGAAUUCUACUCCCCCGUCCUCAGGGAUCCCAGUGGGCCAGGGCCAGGGCAAAUGGGUCCUAACAAUAAGGGGAGAUAGGCUGUGAUAAAAGGCCCAACAAAGCCAGCGCCUAGCGCUGCAAGUCCCCGCCCACCUGCUCACCUUUAACCCCCACCCAGUUGUUAUUUAACUCAUGGGAACUGCACUCUGGAAACCUCCAGGGAGGACACGAGGUCCCUGGGCAGGUCCCAGGAUGAGAGCAGGAACCUAUCAGGUGAGACCUUCCUCCCUGCACAGGGGAGGCCCUGGGCUUCUGGGUGGGGAGAAGGCGGAUCUUGGGUAUCCUCUCAACUCCCCCUCCCGUCUCCAGCCCAGCUAAAGCCUGGGCUUGCAGAGGUGGCCUGCGGUCACUGCUCGCCUGGGUGGGGAGCAUGAAGGCCGGGGAUGAAAGGUGCCAGGUCCUUCGCUACUUCCUGGCCAGUGGCUGAGAAGCUGUGGUGUGAAGCAAGCAUGGAGCAGCCGAGCCCAUCCGGGGGGCCUUUCUCGGCUACAUCCGCCUCUUUCCAGGAUGCUGUGCGCACACUCAACAGCCUGCAGACCAAUGCCAGCUACCUGGAGGAGGUGAAGCGCCGGCGGGGUGACCACCAGACACAGCUGGAAACCAUGAAGCUGUACUUGGCACGGAGUGGGCUGCAGGUGGAGGACUUGGACCAGCUGAACAUCAUCCACGUUACUGGGACGAAGGGGAAGGGCUCCACCUGUGCCUUCACUGAACGGAUCCUCCGGAACUAUGGCCUGAAGACGGGAUUCUUUAGGUCUCCCGGCAGCUCUCCCCACCUGGUGCAGGUGCGCGAGCGGAUCCGCAUCAAUGGGCAGCCCAUCAGCCCCGAGCACUUCACCAAGCACUUCUGGCGCCUCUACCAUCGGCUGGAGGAGACCAAGGACAGCAGCAGCUGUGUCUCCAUGCCUGCAUACUUCCGCUUCCUCACACUCAUGGCCUUCCAUGUCUUCCUGCAAGAGAAGGUGGACCUGGCAGUGGUGGAAGUGGGUAUCGGUGGCGCUUAUGACUGCACCAACAUAAUCAGGAAGCCUGUGGUAUGUGGGGUCUCCUCUCUUGGCAUCGACCACACUAGCCUUCUGGGGGACACGAUGGAGAAGAUCGCAUGGCAGAAAGGGGGCAUCUUCAAGCAUGGCGUCCCUGCCUUCACCGUGCCCCAGCCUGAUGGGCCCCUGGCAGUGCUGAGGGAGCGUGCUGAGCAGAUCUCAUGUCCCCUCUACCUGUGUCCACCGCUGGAAGCCCUGGAGGAAGGGGGGCCACCGUUGACCCUGGGCCUGGAGGGAGAGCACCAGCGGUCCAAUGCCGCGUUGGCCUUGCAGCUGGCCCGCUGCUGGCUGCAGCGAAAGGACCACCUAGGCACUGGGGAGCUGAAAGCGUCCAGGCCCAGCCUCCUGUGUCAGCUGCCUCUGGCACCCGUGUUCCAGCCCACAUCCCACAUGCGGAUUGGGCUUCGGGACACGGAGUGGCUUGGCCGGACGCAGAUACUGUGUCGCGGGCCCCUCACCUGGUACCUGGAUGGCGCGCACACCUGCAGCAGCGUGCAGGCCUGCGUGCGCUGGUCCCGCCAGGCCAAGCACCGCCGCAAGAGUGGGCCUGAGGUGCCUGAGGUGCGCGUCCUGCUCUUCAACUCCACGGGUGACCGGGACCCGGCGCCCCUGCUGAAGCUGUUGCGGCCCUGCCAGUUUGACUAUGCUGUUUUCUGCCCUAACCUGACGGAGGUGUCAUCCACGGGCAACGCAGACCAGCAGAACUUCAUGGUGACCCUGGACCAGGUGUUGCUCCGCUGCUUGGAACACCAGCAGCACUGGAGCCGACUGGAUGAGGAGGCGGCCAGCCCGGACCUCUGGAGCACCCCCAGCCCGGAGGCUGGUGGGCCGGCAUCCCUGCUGCUGGCACCCCGCCUGCCCCACACCCACGGCACCAGCUCCCUCGUCUUCAGCUGCAUCUCCCAUGCUUUGCAGUGGAUCAGCCAGGGCCGGGACCCUGACUUCCAGACACCCAGUUCCCCACGGGACCUUCUCGCCCACCCUGUGGCAAACAGCGGGGCCAGCGUGCUCCGUGAGGCUGCUGCCAUCCACGUGCUGGUCACAGGAAGCCUGCACCUGGUGGGCGGCGUCCUGAAGCUGCUGGAUCCCUCCCUGUCCCAGUAGCUGAGGCCGUGGGGUUGGAGGUGGGGCCUCCCACACCCGCCCUGAGUCUCUCCGUGAACUCCCACAUCAGGUGCCUUUUGUUUUCUGCUUUCCUGAUUCUGUCUGUCUGUCUAGACUGGCCCAGGGGCCUGGGCUCCGGCAGUGAAAUAGAUGGCUGGUGGGUGGGAGGUUGAGAUCGGACAUCCUGUCUCUGAGCUGAGCCUGUGGUGCCUUGGCCUCUCCUUCCUCCCUGCUGAUAUCGCGGGCGGGCGGGGGGGGGGGGAUGAGAAGGGGGAAACGGUUCUCCUGGGGUAGCCGGCCCGGCUGUCCAGCCCAGCUCCCACCAGACUGCGUCCUGGCCAGGCCUAGGGUCCUGCCAGGUGUAGGUCGCUCGUUUCCCUCCCCUCAGUGGCUUUCUGGGGAAGGAGAGGGUCCCUGCCUGGGGCUCCGUGGGGACAGAGGGUGGCUGGAUUAAAUUAAAGUCUUUACUUUGAGUU